GUAUCCAAACACAGCUUGCGAGUUACUAACCUCUGAUGUGUCCCAGAUAAAUGACGCACUGGCUGGCAGUGAGGAACUUGUGAAAAAACUCUACGCUUUCCUAGAUACAGACAGUACGCUUAAUCCAUUACUUGCCAGUUUCUUCAGUAAAGUUAUGGGUCUUCUUAUAACCAGGAAAAGUGAAAUGAUAUUAGAAUUUCUACAAUCACGGGAAGAUUUUGUUGGUACACUUUUAAAACAUAUAGGGACCUCGGCCAUUAUGGAUUUACUUCUACGAUUGCUCACAUGUAUAGAAUCACCAGAAAUCAGACGUGCCAUGAUAGAGUGGUUGAAUGAACAGCAAAUUGUGCAGAAACUAGUCAACUGUAUUCAUAAAGAUUAUGAUGAAGAU
Messenger RNA from Ruditapes philippinarum (Manila clam), 391 nucleotides. Its product is annotated as serine/threonine-protein phosphatase 6 regulatory subunit 3-B-like. The record is from RefSeq and is a predicted model, not a curated record. Gene Ontology annotation, cellular component: cytosol; nucleus. The annotation marks the transcript as partial. The transcript has 3 exons. Gene Ontology annotation, molecular function: protein phosphatase regulator activity; protein phosphatase binding. Lineage: Eukaryota; Metazoa; Mollusca; Bivalvia; Venerida; Veneridae.